Ruditapes philippinarum (Manila clam) is the source of this 745-nucleotide messenger RNA. RefSeq names its product electron transfer flavoprotein regulatory factor 1-like. The transcript has 3 exons. The coding region runs from base 36 to 302 and encodes 88 amino acids. The record is from RefSeq and is a predicted model, not a curated record. Lineage: Eukaryota; Metazoa; Mollusca; Bivalvia; Venerida; Veneridae. Gene Ontology annotation, biological process: respiratory electron transport chain. Gene Ontology annotation, cellular component: mitochondrion.
AGUAUUCCAAGGGUCCCAGAGAUGUUAAUCUAGUCAUGGCAAGUAAUCAACUGAGACCAAAAGUCGUAGAGCUAUACAAAACUUUAUUGUACUUGGGUAAAGAGUAUCCACUAGGUGAAGAUUAUUUCCGCACCAAGUUGAAAGCCGCCUUCUUGAAGAAUAAAGAUGUCAGUGAUCCGAAGGAGAUAGAGACACUGAUAGCUAGAGGAAAUUACGUAGUGAAAGAACUCGAGGCAUUAUACAUGUUGCGAAAAUAUAGAACAUUGAAAAAACGAUAUUAUGAUGAAAGAAAACCUUCAUGACCUGAAUAUUUCAGUGAUAGAUUAUAGAUAGAUUUAUAUAAUUAAUUUAUUGACAAUCCAACUUGAUUCUUGUGAUUUUGAGAAAUAUUGAAAAUUGGAAUAGACUUUAAUGAAUAAUCCAGUAUUGUGAGAAGUGAUUUAUAGUGAGGAUCAAAUAUUUAAAAGAUGUUUCAUUUUUAAAUAGGUAUAUAGUCAUAUGAUAUUGUUUUUGAGGUGGACUUUGUCAAAAUGUAGUGAAAAAUCUCUAUAGCAGUUUGGAUAUUGUCUAUGUGAAGUAAAUUCAAGUAUGCUAGAUUUUAGAACAUUUUUUGGUAAAAGUUAUAAAAAUAGUUUGUACAGAUAUUUUUGAUAAAAAAAUGUGAUAAUUAUGAUAUAAUACUUUAUAAUGUGACAUGUUUUUGUUUAUACAUGUUAAUGUAAAAUAUUAAAAUACUGAAAAUAUG